AUGGAUAAGAGCGAAUGUGCCUUGUGUCAUCGAUGUCGCAAUGUCUUCUUCUGUGCUAGUUGUACGUCUUCCAUGCUGCAGCAACGUCGAACCAUGCUUGCCGCACUCCAGGCAGACGUGGCUGUGCUACGCAAGAAGACCGAGUUUGCACUGAGCACAAAGCAUGUUUACGUAAACGCAGAUAUUCGACUGGAUACAUACAUGAAGCAGGUGGAGCAAUUGGCUGAAAAAGUCAUGAAGACCCGCGAGCAGCUUUGUUCAGAGAGAAUUGCAGUCGUGCAGCGGACAUCAAUGCUGGAAGAGCAAACAUUGCAGAUAGAAAAAGCUCAGCAGAAACUGCGCCAGGCGAGAGAACAAGCGGAAAGUAUUUAUGUUCCAGUUCUCAAGUGUUUGGACUAUCAGGUUCAAUGGGCGGACGAGAAUGCUGCAAAAGUAAGAGGUGAUCGACUUCGUGAGCUAUUCACAUUAUUUGGUUUAAACCCGGAAGAAGAGAGAAAUGAAAAGGACGAGGAGGCGGAUUUAUUGAGUGACCUCUCUGAUGUACGGGAGGACGUGUCGACAGAACAGAGCCAAAGGAAAGUUAGCAUGGCUGUUUCCGUGUACUUCCGGACAAUUUUGGGACUGCCACUGCCAAAAUCUGGCAAGUACGAGAAUGUACCGCCUGAAGUGGUUGCUGCGGCGCUGGGGAAGGUGAUUCAUCUGCUGUAUUGCCUCGUCAAGUAUCUGAAGAUUACAUACCCACAUCCGAUGGAAUUUAAUGGAUCCUUUUCAACGAUUGGAAACAUAAGCGAAGGAGCUGGGUGUCACACAUUGUACCCUGAUGGUAGCGUUGGGUUUGAGCGCGGAGUGAGUAUGCUUUACGAGAAUGUAGCGUUCUUGUGUACCUGUCAAGGUGUGACCAAAAGUGAUAUUCACCCAACCGAUUUGCUUGGGAAUCUUUUGCAAGUCUACAAGUCCCCACGACUUGGAACGUUGUGCGAAAACCAAGAAGCAGUAUCGUCCGACUUGAGCGGAAGCCCAAGCCAGGAUGGCAUAGUGACGCCGGCGCUACUGGAAAACUUGCAAACACUAGGUGGAAGUAUUGAGAUCCUGCCUCACUAUUCAUGA
Peronospora farinosa is the source of this 1107-nucleotide messenger RNA. Lineage: Eukaryota; Oomycota; Peronosporomycetes; Peronosporales; Peronosporaceae. The record is from the annotation of a GenBank genome assembly.